Molecule: messenger RNA, 920 nt
Organism: Paramecium pentaurelia
Lineage: Eukaryota; Ciliophora; Oligohymenophorea; Peniculida; Parameciidae
Source: the annotation of a GenBank genome assembly
CUCAUGAAAUGGAUAUUAAAAUGUAUGUAUUUGUUAAGAAUAAAAAUUAGCAUCAUNUGCUUUUAAAAAAGAGUUUCAAGAUAAAUAAAAAGAGAUUAAAUAAAGUAAUUAGGAAGAGAGAAAUGAAAUUAUAACAACUUUAGAAUAAUUAAAUUAAAAAAUAAAAGUAUCAGAGGAUGUUGGAAAUGAUAUUGAAGAGGCAUUCAAAAAGAUAUAAUCUUAUGUCAAUCAUAAAGAAUAUGAAAUGAAACAUAAUAAAGAAGGAGAGAUUGUAAAUAAAAAGUAAAUUAUAAAAUAUAAAAUUUUUAGAAUUUAUCUUCUAAAUUUAAUGAAAGAUAACUUUGUUAAAAUGAUAAAAAAUUAUUUUAGUAAUGCUUUUACAAUAGAAUUUUGUAGAUUAUUUGAUAUGCAAAUGGAAACAUUAAAUUCAAAAGAAGUUCAAGAUGUGAAUGGAUUUUUAGAUUAUGUCGACAGCAAAUGGAAAUAAGAUUAUAAAAACCUUUAAACAUCCAUAGAAAAAUUUGUUUAAAAAUUGCAUGAAGGUCUGAAAUAUAUAAUUUAAUUACCAUUACAAGAGGAGAAAGUAUAUAAUUACAUAAUUAUAGCCAUUAAAAUAAUAAAUUGUUAUCCCAUAAUUUACUUCUCCAUCUAGAAAUCCAAUUUAGUAUUAAUAAUAACCUUAAUUUGUACCAUUAACACCUUACAAUUAAGUACCACCUUAGUAUUAAUUCCAUUAAUAAAUACCAUUGACUGGCUAAAGGGUAUAUCAAAAUUAAAAUUAAUUCAAUUCUGCUCCAGUGCCAUAAGCUGAUGUAGAAAACGAUUAUUUUGCCUAAUCUUAAAUAAUCUAUGAAGAGCCUUAAAUGCGGAAUAAUACAAGACCUGAUUUUGUUAGUUAGAGUUUAUAAUAAUAUUAAUGA